CGGCCUUCUUCAGGCGAGCGCCUCAGCCGCGGCGGGGCGGGGCCUUGGGCCGGCAGCCCAGCUCCUUCGCCGCCCUCGCUGAGGGGAAAACAAAACAAGGCGAGAGGCGGAGGAAGCUGCUCGGCUAGAGGUCGCCUGCGCGGGAGGCGGCAGCAGGCAGGCUGCCCGGCUUGCUGGCUGGCGUUCUCGCCUGAGCAUCCCUCCGGCUCGGCGGGGCGUGAGAUUUUGUAUACCACUGUUUAUGAAAAAGCCAGGAAAACAAACAACAAAAUAGAGCAAAAUAAAUAUAUGAUGCUGAUUCAUGAGACAGAAGGAGAGAGCACUGUGACCAGCUACUGAUUUCUGGGAAGGCAGUUUUUAAAAAUGCUGGAAUUGUUGAUGCUGUCGUACAAAGUUUGUAACUAGUGUGCAAGCCGUUGUACAAGCCGUUCAAGCAUUUGGGGUUGGCGUUGCAGUGGAUGCAUGCGAACAUCAUGAUGGAAGAGAGAGAGAAUUUGUCACCUCUGAAUUCACUGACUGAAUAUUACCCAAUUAAGGAAGCAGACAAAAUAGAUCAAAGUGGCAAUACUCAAAUAAAUGAAGGAAACCAAGGAACAAUGCAGCUGAAAAAGGAAAUCUCUCUUCUUAAUGGGAUUAGCCUAAUAGUAGGAAACAUGAUUGGUUCAGGUAUCUUUGUUUCCCCUAAAGGAGUACUCAACUACAGUACAUCUUAUGGAUUGUCACUAGUAAUUUGGGCAAUUGGUGGGAUUUUUUCAGUAUUUGGAGCUCUGUGUUAUGCUGAACUUGGAACCACUAUCACUAAAUCAGGAGCUAGUUAUGCAUACAUAUUGGAGGCCUUUGGAAGCUUCAUUGCCUUUAUACGACUGUGGACUUCACUAUUGAUCAUUGAGCCAACCAGCCAGGCAAUUAUUGCAAUAACAUUUGCCAACUAUAUCGUGCAGCCUGUCUUCCCUUCCUGUCAACCUCCUUACAUCGCUUGCCGAAUUAUUGCAGCGGCUUGUAUAUGUCUUCUAACGUUUAUAAAUUGUGCCUAUGUUAAAUGGGGAACAAGGGUGCAGGAUGCAUUCACCUAUGCCAAAGUCAUUGCCCUUAUUGUCAUCAUCAUAACAGGAAUUGUUAAACUAAGCCAGGGAUACUCGGACCACUUUCAGGACUCUUUUGAGGGAUCAUCUUGGAAUCUUGGGGGUAUUUCUCUUGCACUUUACUCUGCCUUGUUCUCAUACUCAGGUUGGGACACCCUCAAUUUUGUAACUGAAGAAAUAAAACAUCCAGAAAGGAACCUGCCUCUAGCUAUUGCUGUUUCUAUGCCAAUUGUGACAAUUAUCUACAUAUUGACCAAUAUAGCAUAUUAUACAGUGCUGGAUAUUAAUGCUGUGCUUUCUAGUGAUGCAGUGGCCGUGACAUUUGCUGAGCAAGUAUUUGGCAUGUUCAGUUGGACAAUCCCGAUUGCUGUUGCCUUGUCCUGCUUUGGUGGACUCAAUGCAUCUAUUUUGGCAUCAUCUAGGCUGUUCUUUGUUGGAUCCCGGGAGGGUCAUUUGCCUGACCUUUUGUCAAUGAUCCACAUAGGAAGAUUUACACCAGUCCCAGCGCUUCUCUUCAACUGUACCAUGACUCUCAUAUACUUGACUGUAGAAGAUGUAUUCCAGCUUAUUAACUACUUCAGCUUCAGCUAUUGGUUCUUUGUAGGACUAUCAAUUGCUGGGCAACUCUACCUCCGUUGGAAGCAACCAGAUCGGCACAGGCCACUCAAGUUGAGCCUGUUUUUCCCAAUAGUCUUCUGCAUAUGCUCAGUAUUUCUGGUAGUGGUGCCUCUCUAUAGUGACACCAUUAAUUCCCUGAUUGGCAUUGGCAUUGCACUCUCAGGGAUUCCAGUAUACUUCGUGGGAGUCUCCUUACCUGUUUCCAAAAGACCACCCUUUGUCAGCAAGAUUUUAGGUGCUGUCACUCGAGCCACUCAGCUACUUUGCUACUGUGUUCUGACAGAAAUGGAUACUUUAGAAGAAAAACUAGAAACAAAUCUAUAUAAAGAUGCAAAAGUGGCUAAAAAGGUAAAACAAGAUGCUCAAGAAAUGAUGAAUUGACAGAAAACUUCACUGGAAUCUGGAAUUCUUACUAAACUUGGAUACUUGCCAGAUCAUACUGUGUCAUGAUCUAGUGUUUGUUAUUUUUUUUAUAAACUGUGAUUGAAAAGCCAAUCUUCUCAGGCAUAGAACUUACUAUGAUUUAUAUCUACAGAUUCUAAACUUUUCUUUAAUAGUGAAAUUGAGUGUUGUAUUCUAGAGCUCAGAAAUAGGCAGCCCAGCAACAGGCUUGAUACAAAUUCCAAAUGGCUGGAGUUUGACAGGCACCAAUAAUUCUCCCAACUUAUCAACAGUUCAGCUGUUUUGUGUGAAGUAGUCCUUUGUAGAUCGACGUUAAUGACAAACUAUUGCAUAAGAGGAGUUGAAUUUGUCACUAAAGAUCCAGGGACUGGUUCCUUCACCUAUAGCACACUGGGUGGCAGUUAAUGCCCUGAAGCUGCUGUUCUCUCCUUCACAUUAAAGUUUAGCUUUUUAUUAUUAAACAAAGUAAAACUUUUAAGCUUUAGGAAAAGCUGGUAAGUUUUUGUUUUGGACAAUUCAGAUUAGAACCCACACAAGAUAAUACAAGCUUGCUCCAUCAUCCAUGAAUAACAUGUAAUUGAAGAUGGCAAUCAUAUCUCCUCUGAAUCUCCCCUUAUCCAGGCCAAACGUACCAAACUGGCCUCAUAAGGCUUGGUUUCCAGACCCUUUGCCAUCUUGGUUGCCCUCCUGUGCACAUGUUCCAGUUUGUCAAUAUCCUUUAGUCUGAUAAUUUGGUAAACUGAUUCUCAAAGAAGCUGGAUGAUCUACAGUUAUUCUUGCCUUUCUAUGUAAGAAUGUUUCACUGAACUUUGCUGUACCAAAAAAAAUCAAGGAGCUUUGUAUUAGAACUCACUAAAUGACAAAAUAGAGAAGCAAGCCUCUCAAUUAGUUUGAUCCCCCACCCUUUAUGGAAUUUAUGUUUUUAGACUUAAUGCUGUUCAAUACUGAAUUUGUUUGCAUGAGUGGCUUACAUGCUUGGGGAGGUCAGUUCAGCUGGGAAUGCUUUGAGAUAAAACUAAGGAUGCAAUACCCACUUACCCGAAUGUAAGUCUAAUGAGGCUUACUUAUGAGUAGACACUCUGCUAUGAAGCUGAAAUUCUAUGCACUCGUAUCUGGACAUAUGCUUCAUUGAACAUAGUAGGACCGAUGAGUAAAUACUCAUAUCAUUGCACUGUUCAUCUUUUUUACCUGUUGGUGUUUUAAGCUGGAGAACAGGUUCAUUAAUGAUAUGACCUUUCCUUUUCUUUGGGAGUAAUCCAGCAGAUGGUAGCAUUUGGAACAACAGCCAUUACAAGCAGCUGCUGCUGCUGCUGCUGCUGCUACCACCUCCUUGUCCUCUCAUGCUGCUUGGGGCCAGCUGCUCAGUUUGGACAUGGCAGGAACUGAAACAAGGAACUCCUUCAGCAGCAGCAUUCUCACCAAACUGUGCACAGCAACUGUUGCAAUCGCCUCUUCUCUCACCUUAUGAUGUCGGAGUCUGGUUGCUAAGUUUAGUGGUGGCAGAGACCACACUGAACUCCACACCCUCCAGUGGCAGCUACCUGGGCCAGUCUUCCCAGCAACAGUGGUGGUGGGUAUCACCUCUCUCCUUGUGACCCACAUGUUUAGUAGCAGCAGGAACCACAUCAAAACUUCUCACCAAUAGCUUCCUGGGCCAGUGUGCCCAGUUGCUCAGCUUGUAGUGUAGUUGCAGAAGCAGCUGCUUUAUCUCUCAUUCCCAAUGUUAUCUUCUCAGUGUAUCAGUGGAGUGUGUGUGCCACUAGCAGUCUUAACUUCCAGCAAGAACUGAGACUGGCUGGCUGGGAUAAUUGCGGGAAGGCACAUCACAUGUCUGGGGUUGGCUAUGGGAGAGUUGCAGAGGGCCUUCCAUGCAACCUUGCUAACCUGUCCUGCUCCUGAAGGCAAGUAUCCUACAAAGGAUAAAGAGGAUGUCUGUAUUGUCCACCCCCUCCAACCCACCCACUGCUCACCCAUCUCUGCCUGCAAACUGCCAUACUUACAGGGGUUUCCUAGUGUUAAAUAAUAGAAAUAUAUGCAAUUGCUGAGGCAAAAACCAAAGGGUUUUGUUUAGAAGUCCUUUGUUACACAGUUUCUGGUUACUUCUACAUGGCUAGUUGAACAAAACCCUAUCUGCAUUUGUUAAAUAAUAAAAAUCCCAGAACUUGACAUCGUUGUCUAAAUAUUAGUUUGAAUACUGUAGUGCACAGCCCUAUAAGAGGGCAACUAUAUUGCUGCAGCUUGAGGAAAAAUACUGAAAUCUCUCAAUUCAGAUGUCUUAUUUGUGACUAAAGGACUUGAACCUGCAUUAAUAGGCAUGUGAUUGUGAAAAAAGUGGGGCUUUCCUGCACUGCAGAUUUUAAUGGUUUAGUGUCACAGCUGGAUUUAUAAUCUGGUCCAUUUAUCCAGAUAUUCCUUUGGUGUUUAUUUUUUUACCUGCAGAAAAUGUGAGAAGUGCUAUGAAGAAGUUCAUUCUUUAGAUUUAACAUAAUGAUUCAAAAUGGACAGUAAACCCAAAAUUGGAACAACCCAUCUAUCCUAAUGCUUCUUUAGUAGGUUUGAAACUGGAAUAAAGCAUUUACUUUUAUUUUCAAUAAACAGUGACCUAUUUGAAAUUGUAAAAACAUAAUCCUUAAAAGCACAUACUUUUAUUUUAUUCCCGUGUGUAAAUUUGGCAUUCCUUUGUAAAGUUUUCUCUAGGUUAUUACACUCCCAACAUACUGUUAAAAAGACUGCAAAGGAUAGCUCCUGAUUUGUCCAACUGAUUGUUAAUAACAACAGCUGCUUUUAUAUGAUGUUAAUGUGUGCUGGAACUUUGUGGGAGGAUGAAACUUCCACUAUGUGGGAAUAAAACGGUGAGACUCUGA
Podarcis muralis (Common wall lizard) is the source of this 4966-nucleotide messenger RNA. RefSeq names its product solute carrier family 7 member 6 (gene SLC7A6). Gene Ontology annotation, biological process: amino acid transmembrane transport. NCBI's taxonomy places the organism in Eukaryota, Metazoa, Chordata, Lepidosauria, Squamata, Lacertidae. Gene Ontology annotation, molecular function: L-amino acid transmembrane transporter activity. Gene Ontology annotation, cellular component: membrane. The record is from RefSeq and is a predicted model, not a curated record.